Molecule: messenger RNA, 2112 nt
Organism: Dimorphilus gyrociliatus
Lineage: Eukaryota; Metazoa; Annelida; Polychaeta; Dinophilidae
Source: the annotation of a GenBank genome assembly
ACUACCAGUUUUUUUUUGAUUGAAAAAAGAAGAAUAAUGCAUCACUUGAGAAUAAUUUUGGCAAUUCUGCUCUCCUUAAUUAGUCCAAUACACUUAACUGUUAAGUUUAAUAAAAAUUUGAAAAGUUUCUCUCAUAGUGUUAAAAAAGCAGUUUUAUACGGCCAUAACAUUGAAAAUGUAAUGUUUAGAUAUGAAAAAGGACCCGGAGUAAUUACCGAACAAUUUAUUUCUGGGAAUAAUGGCUGUGCCGAUCCUACUUUACACAUAAACAUUUACAUUGACGGUGAAAAAACACCUAGCUUAGAUUAUAAUAUGUUCUUUGCUCACGCAGUUAAUAUGACGAAUGACGUAGAAGAUAAAUUCUCUCCCUGGGCAACAAGUAGGUUUGGACAUACAGCUCACCGUGGAGGAGGUUAUUUUAAUACCUAUCGAAUACCUUUUGGGAAGAAUAUUAAAAUUACAUUUCAAAGGCCAGGACCAGAGUGUGCAAUAUGGUAUAUUGUUAGAGGCGUCGAAAAUCUACCAAUUGUCGUUGGAGAUUUCGAAUUGCCUCCUUCAGCCAGGUUGAAAGUUUACAAAACGGAAGAUUUUCUUGCACCAGAAGAAUAUGUUAACAUAUUAAAGAUUCAAAAGAAGUCAGGGAUUGUUUUUCAAAUGACCAUUUCGGCUAAUAGUAAAGAUUUACAAUUUCUAGAAAGUUGUUAUAGAUUACUAAUCGAUUCGGAUAAUUGGGAAAAUAUGCAACUAUUAUCAUCAGGAACAGAAGAUUUAUACUUAUCAGCAUUAUACUUUAAUGCUGGAGUGAAUCAUUUCGAAAAUGCAGGAGUUACUUUUAUUAACCGGUUACAUGGAUCAGUAGUAGCCUAUAAAUUUUUUGAAAGAGAUCCUGUAAUAUUCCACGAGAAUAUUACGCUUGUAUGGAGAUGUGGAGAAAAUGUCGACUAUGGUUGUUACUAUAAACCACCUCAAAAAGACUGUUGGUUAGAUGGAAAUAGAAAGUACUGCUUUCCUAAACAAGCACCACAAGAACAAAUAGAAAAAGAAAAAAAAGGAUUUGAUUUAAGCGAAACAUUCUUUAAAACAUAUGUAUGGGUAUAUGAAUGCAUCGCUAUUGCUAAAGUCCAGGUAAACGAAAAAAUGAAAACCUUUGGUACCAGCACAAAAGAGGCAUACAUCAGAGGGAAUUGGGUUGAAAAUGUCAUGUUUGAGUACAACAAAGGACCCGGUGUUAUAACUGAACAAUCUUAUAUCGCAGGUUUACAUUGUACGGAUGAAAACAUGUUUGUCAAUGUGUAUAUUGAUGGAGAAACGGAGCCGAGUUUAGAUUUUAACAUGUUUUUCGCCCAUGGAAUAAAUACGACUGCAGCUGUCGAAGACAAAUUUGCCCCAUGGGCCACUAGUUUAUUUGGUCAUGCAGCUCAUAAUGGAGGUGCCUUCUUUAACACCUAUAGAAUUCCUUUUGGUAGAAGUAUUAAAAUUACAGUAAGAAUUCCUGGACCGGCCAGUUGUAUUAUGUGGUAUAUAGUUAAGGGUGUUGAAAAUUACCCGGUUGUCAUUGGAGAUCUUAUAUUACCCGCCAAUACACGACUUAAACUUUACAAAACAGACGGAUUGCUAAAUCCCCAUGAUUAUGUCACCAUAGCUAAGGUAAAUAAUAAAUCUGGAAUAGUCUUUCAAGUAGCUUUCGCCGGUCGCAGUAAAGAUCUAGAAUAUUUAGAAGCUUGUUACCGAGUAUUGUUAGAUUCCGAUGACUGGAGUAAUGUACAACUAUUGUCUUCCGGAACAGAAGAUUUCUAUCUUUCAUCCUAUUAUUUCAAUGCCGGAGUCAAUCACUUUGAAAACGCUGGAGUAACUUAUAUAGAUCACAGCGGAAUAGCGGUAGCUUAUAAAUUCUUCGAAAAGGAUCCAAUUAUCUUUCAAAACAAUAUGACUUUCCUAUGGAGAUGCGGGGAAGACAGAGCGAAUGGAUGCUAUUAUAAACCACCAAAAUCAGAUUGUUGGUACGUCGGUGGAAGAAGAUUUUGUUAUCCCGAAAUGGCUCCUUCGUCUGAUAGAGAUGUUAAACUUAGCGUAACCUUAUUUAAAACCUAUGUAUGGGUUUAUGAAUGGUAG